Molecule: messenger RNA, 1047 nt
Organism: Ascochyta rabiei
Lineage: Eukaryota; Fungi; Ascomycota; Dothideomycetes; Pleosporales; Didymellaceae
Product: Pre-mRNA-splicing factor cwf16
Exons: 1
Coding region: 1-1047 (348 amino acids)
Biological process (GO): mRNA splicing, via spliceosome
Cellular component (GO): U2-type catalytic step 1 spliceosome
Source: RefSeq, a predicted model, not a curated record
AUGCCUGCGGGGAGUUCGGAAGUGCCAAGACUAGCCCUGCAGCCAUUCACCCUCACACUCGCCUCCACACUCGCCUUCACCACGGAUUGCUACGACCAUCACCACCACCACCACCACCACCACCAACCACCACCCCCACACAACCCCGCCAUGUCUGAGCGAAAGGUCCUCUCCAAAUACUACCCCCCCGACUUCGACCCCUCCAAAAUCACCCGCCAGCGCGGCCCCAAGAAUGCCGGCCCCAAGGUCCAGACCGUGCGCCUCAUGGCCCCCUUCUCCAUGAAGUGCACCCACUGCGGCGAGUUCAUCUACAAAGGCCGCAAGUUCAACGCCCGCAAGGAGACCACCGACGAAAAGUACUACGCCAUCGCCAUCUUCCGCUUCUACAUCAGAUGCACCCGCUGCUCCGGCGAAAUCACCUUCAAGACGGACCCAAAAAACAUGGACUACGAGUGCGAGCGCGGCGCCAAACGCAACUUUGAGCCCUGGCGAGAGGCGAAGCUCGCCGAGGAGACGGAGGAGGAGCGCCUCGACCGCCUGGAGAAGGAAGAGGCCGAGCGAGACGCCAUGAAGGAGCUCGAGACCAAGGUCAUCGACGCCAAGACGGAGAUGGCCAUUGCCGACGCCCUCGACGAGAUUCGCUCGAGGAACGCCCGCAUCGCAAAAGCAGAGCAGGACGGCACCACCGCGACCGUCGCGCCGCCCCCCGACGAUGCAGACGCGCGCCGGCAGAAGCAGGAAGAGGACGACGCCGAAGCAGCGCGCAGAGCCUUCAGCAGCCGCGAGAUGCCAGACCUGGGUGAAGAGGUCAUCGACGAGGACACGCUCGACGAGCCUGUCGAAGCCACCCCCGUCGCCGUCUUCAGCAAGAAGCCAAAGGAGAAGAAGGACUUUGGCGCCGUCCUCGGCAUCAAAAAGAAAGCACCUGCGCCCGCUGUCUCAGCACCCGUCAAGGUAGCACCCGUCAAGGUAGCACCCGUCAAGGCAGCACCCGCCCCGAGCACGCUGUCCACGAUGCUCGUAGCGGGCUACGACAGCGACGAUUGA